Messenger RNA from Talaromyces stipitatus ATCC 10500, 1867 nucleotides. Its product is annotated as tRNA(m5U54)methyltransferase. NCBI's taxonomy places the organism in Eukaryota, Fungi, Ascomycota, Eurotiomycetes, Eurotiales, Trichocomaceae. Gene Ontology annotation, biological process: tRNA processing. The record is from RefSeq and is a predicted model, not a curated record. Bases 1 to 1821 code for a protein of 606 amino acids. The transcript has 2 exons. Gene Ontology annotation, molecular function: tRNA (uracil(54)-C5)-methyltransferase activity, S-adenosyl methionine-dependent.
AUGUUCAGGCCUCGUCUCAGCGUACUGCAGCGUCCACUACGAUUUCAAUCCUCCCACGUACCUGUCUCUGUUCGCGCCUACGGUAUUUACUGGUCACCAAACAAUGCCAAUUCAGACCCGAUUGAAUCCAAGAUAGCGAGCUACCUACGGAACAUAAUCUCGCCAAACAGUAAGCAGCAUUCAAAAAAGAAGAGGAGGACGGUUAAGGAUGCAAUGGAUGCAUGGGAUGCCGGCGAACGUGCAGAGCAGAAUCUACAAUUGGAUUGUCAGCAGUUACUCGAGCGAGAACGUCGAAGUAAGGGUGUGGAUGCGCAAACUCUGACGGAAGAGACAACGAAGAAAAGUUUGCCAGAGCCGUUUACAGAGAUUGAACUUACUGUCUCCGAGAUAUCGUCUGGAGGCGACGGGUUGGCUGUAUCCGAAGAUGGGAAUCACGUCUAUGUUGUACCGUUUACAGUGCCGGGCGAUAAAGUACUCGCUAAAAUCAUAAGACACCAUCCCAAGGAGGGCUAUACUAUCACAGACUUCCUCGAGGUCAUCGACCCUGGCCCUAAGAGAGACGAUACCCAAAUCAAGUGUCAAUACUUUGGCAAGUGCUCUGGUUGUCAGCUUCAGAUGCUCUCUUACAAGGAUCAACUAGAGCACAAGAAGAGGGUGGUGGAAAAAGCAUACGCCAAUUUCUCAGGCUUGAUUCCUGAAGUCAUACCACCAAUCGGCGACACAUUCCCCUCGCCACUUCAAUAUGGCUACCGCACAAAAUUGACACCGCAUUUCGGAAGGCCGGGACGUUUCAAGCAUAAUCGUGAUGACACCGUAAAAGUGGACCCUGAGGUCCCUCCUAUCGGCUUCAAUAUGAAGAACCAGCAUAAGAAUAUGGACAUUGAAGACUGUCCGCUGGGUACCGAUAUUGUUCGCCUAGGACUGAAGAAGGAGAGGCAACGAGUUGCGGAGUCCAUCGCUGGAUAUACACAAGGUGCAACUAUUCUAUUGCGGGAAUCGACACGACGCAUACCCAUAUCCGAAUUCUCUGAAAGCCAUGCCGCUAUGUCGGACGAGAUUAUAUACAAGACAGACCAUCCCGAUUACGUCGAAGAGAAGCGAUACGUGAGGGAUCACAAUGGUUACGUGGUUGAGUGGGUGGACGACUACGAGUUACGAACCAAGGCCGGCGCAUUCUUCCAAAAUAACAACUCCAUCCUCUCCGGUUUCACGGAAUUCAUGCGCCAAAACGUUCAUCCGAAGGAACUAAAAGAGGGCGAAAAGCCCAUCAAAUACUUGAUCGAUGCCUAUUCCGGCUGUGGAUUAUUCACAGUAACACUGUCCCAAAUGUUCAAAUCAUCCCUCGGCAUUGAUAUCGACGUACACUCAAUUGAGAAUGCACGGGAAAAUGCCAAACACAACAAUCUCCCAAACACCGGAUUUGCAGCUGCUGAUGCAAGCUUACUCUUCUCAAAAGUUCCCUAUCCACCUGAUGAGACCUUGAUCGUCAUUGAUCCUCCACGCAAAGGUUGCAGUAAGGAUUUCCUGCAACAGCUACUCGACUACGGUCCUCGACGUGUCGCCUAUGUCAGUUGUAAUGUGCACACCCAAGCUCGCGAUGUCGGUUUUUUAGUUCAGAAUGAUUCGCCGAAUGGUAUCCGAUACGAAAUUGAGAGUAUUAGAGGGUUCGAUUUCUUCCCGCAAACGGGCCAUGUGGAAGGUUUGGCGAUUUUGAAUAAAGUGGUCAAAAAGCCUGGAGCAAAAGCAACAACACCACCAGCGACUACUGAAUCAAAGACUGAAGGUGCAGCUACGGCUGUUUCAGUUGAGAAGGAGGUUUAAUUCGUAGCCAAAUUUUCGGGCUAGCGUCAGGCAUUGUGUCAUAUUU